Messenger RNA from Neltuma alba, 1303 nucleotides. RefSeq lists its product as uncharacterized. Bases 17 to 562 code for a protein of 181 amino acids. Gene Ontology annotation, molecular function: fatty acyl-CoA hydrolase activity. The record is from RefSeq and is a predicted model, not a curated record. The transcript has 4 exons. Lineage: Eukaryota; Viridiplantae; Streptophyta; Magnoliopsida; Fabales; Fabaceae.
AAGUUUUUCCAUAGCCAUGUCGGAUUUUGCGAAUUUCAGAGCAGAGAUGGAGGAAGGUACCUCUCUGCAAUCUUCCACCCACAAGUUGCUAAAAGCCAUUUCGGAGCGUGCUCGUGUUUCAGGUCGGCAGGUUAUAGCUUUAUCUAUCGACGGUAUCCGGGUAGCCCAGGCCCACAAAGGUUUCCUUCUUUGGAAUUACAUCGUACCCAUUGGUGUAUUAGAUGAAAAUGGAAAUUGGCAUGCCGGUGCAAUCGCUACGUUAGUUGACACCAUUGGCACCCUUGCGACCUUUUCCCUUGUUCCUGCUUUCAAUGUCUCUGUCGAUUUCUCCAUAUCCUUCUUCUCCACGGCUAAGGUUCAGGAAGAGGUUGAAGUAGAGGCAAAGGUUGUGGGGAAGAAGGAAAAAUUAACUUGUGUGGCUGUUCAAGUUAGGAAGAAAGAGAAUGGAGAAUUGAUUGCUUUGGGCAAGCAAUGGAUGGCAGCUACUGACAUCAAUGCAGUCCUUCGAACCAUUUGCAAGAUGAAAAUAGAAUCUGUCAUGCAGAAGCAAUCACUGCUUUAGGGGGUGUUUGGGAUAUCUCAAAAUCACUUAAAAAAAGUGCUUUCACGCGAGGGUUCAGGUUAUCUUCUUUUUUUUCUUUUUCUAAUAUUGACCUUUCAAAAUCAGAUUGUUUCUGAAGAAGUUUUUAAUUAUGAUGCAGUGAUACUUGGAACAGGGAAUCACAAUAUAUCUGAUCUACAUAGUUUCUUGGUUUAUAGAAGUAUUUAGUUAUAAAGCAUUAACGCACAGAAAAGGGAAUCAUAAUUUAUCUUAUCUACAUAGUUUCUUGUUCUAUAUCCUAAUCAAAUAACUACCUUUUAGUCAUGAAUCCAAAUUUUCCUCUUCCAAAUCGCCCAAACUCAUCUUCUUCUUCUUUUUUUUCUUGUUGAAAAGUUUCACCAUAAGCAGAACAUAACCAGUAAUACGGUGAAUUGGCUUCCCUGUGAGCAUGGCUAUGUGAGAUUUGACAGUAAUGCAAUACUGAAUGGAGAUGGGAGUGGAUCAUGUGGUGGAGCGAUUAAGGUUGAAUAUGUGAUGGACCCAAAGCCAAUGGGCUUUUAUCUAAAGGGCCAACGCUAAGGCAUCUGGAGUGUGUGAGGUCUGUGUGAGAGACAGAGAGGCUGUUUGACGAGUAUAUUUUGGACAAAAAGUGAGUGUUUGUGAGGGAGAGACUCUAAUCUCUCAAAAACUAGGGAACCAGUGAGUGAGUAUGUGGAUUUUCUGUCACUUUCUCAUCUUAUUUUCUCUGUAGUUUUCUGGUUA